UGUAGUUUGGUUCAAUUGCCCCGGCGGUCACAACAGUCAUGGCGGCUGCGGCACGGCUUUUUCUUCGAGGUGCACACACGAAACUUUCUAUCUCCAGUGUAUCGACCGUACCGCAGAGACAUUUUGGACCCGCGUUGCUGAAACUGUCACCGAGCUGCGACCCUCAUACCCAAACACAGUGUAGACAUGCAGCACACUUUACCUUCCAGCCCGACCUCGUCCCGACACAAUAUGGGCCAACCCAGAAGAUGAAUUUGUUCCAGUCCAUUACAAGUGCCUUGGACAACACUCUUUCCAGUGACCCUACAGCAGUCAUCUUUGGAGAAGAUGUGGCCUUUGGUGGGGUGUUUCGAUGCACAGUGGGUCUGAGAGACAAAUAUGGGAAGGAUCGAGUCUUCAACACUCCACUUUGUGAGCAGGGGAUUGUGGGAUUUGGUAUUGGUGUUGCUGUUGCAGGAGCCACAGCCAUUGCUGAGAUCCAGUUUGCAGACUACAUCUAUCCUGCUUUUGACCAGAUUGUCAAUGAGGCUGCCAAGUACCGCUACCGAUCUGGCAACUUGUUUGAUUGCGGCACCCUCACCAUUCGAGCUCCCUGGGGAUGUGUCGGCCAUGGAUCCCUCUACCAUUCCCAAAGCCCGGAGGCUUUCUUUGCCCACUGCCCUGGCAUUAAGGUUGUCGUACCUCGUAGCCCAGUGCAGGCCAAGGGGCUGCUUCUGUCCUGCAUUGCUGAUAAGAAUCCCUGCAUUUUCUUUGAACCCAAGAUCCUUUACAGAGCAGCAGUGGAGCAAGUUCCCACAGAAGCCUUCACUAUUCCACUCUCACAGGCUGAGGUUGUGGAGGAAGGAAGUGAUGUCACAUUGAUUGCCUGGGGUACACAGGUACAUGUGAUGAAGGAAGUGGCCCAAAUGGCUCAGGAGAAAUUGGGUGUUUCCUGUGAGGUCAUCGACCUUCGCACUAUCCUGCCAUGGGAUGUUGAAACUGUUUGCAAGUCAGUGGUGAAAACCGGACGGUUGCUCAUUAGCCAUGAGGCCCCAAUCACUGGAGGCUUUGCUGCUGAAAUCAGCUCUACAGUACAAGAGGAGUGUUUCCUUAAUUUGGAGGCUCCGAUUAGUAGAGUGUGUGGUUACGACACUCCCUUCCCUCAUAUUUUUGAACCAUUCUACAUCCCAGAUAAGUGGAAGUGCUUUGAAGGAAUCAAGAAGAUGAUCAACUACUAAACUGGAAUAUGAGCCAGUUCCUGAAAGCCCCAAACGGCGUGCUCCCCAUUUUCUUCCUCACGUUUCCAAUCAGUGGAGCGCAGCCAGGGAAAGACACUUUGUUGACCAACCAGUAGCGAAGCUGUGUCCAGGUGACUCCAUGUCCCCGUGUGCCCUCAAUUAAUACUUUUACAUUACUUCUGGAUUAGAGAACCUUAUUCUAUGGUGGCCAUGAUGGCAACUAUGAGGACGAUGUGAUCUGUAGUCCGUGUUUCUAUGAAAUUGCAUUUGAGCUUGUCUCCAUCAAUAAAAUGGCAUUCUAUCAUUUAA
Molecule: messenger RNA, 1526 nt
Organism: Hippocampus comes (tiger tail seahorse)
Lineage: Eukaryota; Metazoa; Chordata; Actinopteri; Syngnathiformes; Syngnathidae
Gene: bckdhb
Product: branched chain keto acid dehydrogenase E1 subunit beta
Exons: 11
Coding region: 39-1217 (392 amino acids)
Biological process (GO): response to nutrient; branched-chain amino acid catabolic process
Cellular component (GO): oxoglutarate dehydrogenase complex
Source: RefSeq, a predicted model, not a curated record